AUGGAUUUAUUUGGAACCAGGCAUUUGGUGAAAGCCGCCGAUUUGACGCUGGGAGCUGCAGGAUGUCCGCCAACCUCUAUCCUAACUGACGACUCUACCGUUCUGUUUGACUAUGGGCUCCAUGAUUGCGGCAGCAGAUUGCAGAUGGUUGGCGACCUUCUUGUCUAUACCACCCACGUGACCCACACCCCCAAGGCUCGUGGAGCGAUCAUCGUGCGAACUAAUGGCGCAGUUGUUCCAAUUCAGUGCCGUUAUUUCAGGAAAGGCAACGCGAGCAGUAACCCAAUUAAACCAACCUGGAUUCCAUUCAGGUCAACCAAGUCUCGAGAAGGUCACCUGUCCUUCUCGCUGCGCCUGAUGAAUGAUGACUGGCUUACAGAGCGCAACUCAUCCACGUACUACCUGGGUGACCUCAUUCACAUCGAGGCUUCUGUUUCAAUGAUUAACUACAUGCCCCUGAAGCUCUACGUUGACCGCUGUGUAGCCACAUUGAGGCCGGACAAUGACGCCACCCCGAGAUACAACAUCAUCGACUAUAAUGGUUGCCUCCUGGACAGCGUGGCUGAGGACUCCUUUUCUACCUUCGUCUUGGCACCAGAACGUGAACUGGAUAAACUCCGCUUUGACCUAGAUGCCUUCCGCUUUGAAGGUCACUCUUUGAUCUUCAUUAGCUGCUCCUUGAAAGCUGCCACAGUCAAUCGGAGCGAUUCCCUGAACAAAGCUUGCACAUUCCAGAAGAUGCGGAGUAUUUGGACCCCAUUGGAAGAAUCCGACGUGGACAUUUGUGCCUGUUGUCGUUUGGGCAACUGCGCUGCCUCGAGGGAGGUCCGAUUUGCUUCCAGGGGAAAGAAGGGCGCAGUGUUAAAAGCUGGCAUCCUGUCUGAGGUAGCUGUGAUCGCGCUGCUGACCGUGACGGCUGUGAUUGUUUUCUGUCCUGCUUCGAAGCUCUGA
Molecule: messenger RNA, 951 nt
Organism: Pristis pectinata (smalltooth sawfish)
Lineage: Eukaryota; Metazoa; Chordata; Chondrichthyes; Rhinopristiformes; Pristidae
Product: zona pellucida sperm-binding protein 3-like
Exons: 8
Coding region: 1-951 (316 amino acids)
Biological process (GO): positive regulation of acrosome reaction; egg coat formation; binding of sperm to zona pellucida
Cellular component (GO): extracellular matrix
Molecular function (GO): acrosin binding
Source: RefSeq, a predicted model, not a curated record